AGAAGACAAACAUGUCCAACUCAAUAAUUUUUGACCUCAGUGAUAUUGAGGACUUUACAGAUACUUUCACCUAUUUUCCAUCUUCUGAUGCAGCCCCGUGUAAGGAUCCGUGGACCCUCAAUAAAUAUGUAGUUGUUGUUAUUUACACCUUAGUUUUCCUACUCAAUGUAAUCGGCAACAGUCUUGUGAUUCUGGUAAUUUGCUACAAUAAGCUGAAGAGGUCGUCCACAGAUGUCUACCUCCUGAAUCUGGCCAUCGCUGACCUACUGUUUGCUGUAACUUUGCCUUUCUGGGCAGCUUACAAAGCCCAUGAAUGGGUGUUUGGGAUUCACAUGUGCAGAUUUGUUUCUAUAUUGCAAGAAGUUAACUUCUACAGUGGAAUUCUGCUGCUGGCUUGUAUAAGUGUGGACCGAUAUUUGGCUAUUGUCCAUGCCACUGAAACUGUAACACAGAAGAGGCAUUGGGUGAAAUACAUUUCCCUGACAAUUUGGAUAUUUUCAUUUGUUAUAUCAUUUCCCACCAUCUGGUUCAAAGAUGUAUUUCUGACACCAAAGAAUGGAGUUUUUUGCCAUGAGAACAUUGGACAUGAAAACACAGAGAGCUGGUUGGUCAUUUUAAAAAUUGGCAAACACUUGGUUGGGUUCUUCAUACCUUUGCUCAUCAUGCUCUUCUGCUAUGGUUUAACCAUUAAAACUCUUUUUCAGACCAAAAAUAAUCAGAAACACAGAGCCAUGAAGGUCAUCCUUGCAGUUGUUCUUGUGUUCCUUAUCUGCUGGCUUCCCUACAACAUCACCGUUAUUGUAGACUCUCUAAUGCGAACAAAAUAUAUCAACGAAACAUGCAAGAUGAGACAACAGUUGGGUAUUGCACUGCCUUUGACUGAAAUAAUUGGCUAUACCCACAGCUGUAUCAACCCGUUUCUCUACGCCUUCAUAGGCCAAAAGUUUCGAAACAGCUUCCUGAGGAUCCUGUCAAGUAAGGGCAUUAUCAGCAAAGAGGUUCUUUCCUAUUAUGGACGGGCCUCAUCUGUCAUGUCCACAUCUGGAAAUACGUCUACAACACUCUAGUAUUCUCGAUGGAUUAUAGAAUUUUAUUAUGGACCUUAGUUAACAGAUUUAUGGGGUUACAACAAGUGGACAAUUAAUGAUUCUGCUUAGUAAUUUUUACUUUUGAAUUUAACAUUACACUGUGUUCUAUAUUCUUUUCAGCUUAUGUUCUAAGAUGGGAACUUCAGUUUCAGAAGAUAUAUGUACUAAGCCAUGGGGAGUGAUAAAGUGUGGAGAGAUUAAAUAACAGCCAGUUAUGUCCUAAUUGCCAUGUUACAAGCCAUGUUUGAAAAAUAACAGAUAGGAACUGAUUGGUUGGUAGUUUAUCUCUUUCUAUCAUUCUCCAAGGCUUAAUACAUCUGCCACAUGGUAAUAUAAGUAAAGUAGCUAUGAGUAUGGUUCAUAUUUUAUUCAUUACUUAUUUAGAAAUGCCUGGCACAAAUUGCUAUAUCCUCCAUCUACAGCCUGAAAAGGAAAGACCACGUUUUUUUUUAUUACAUAAGCAAUAAUAGGAUUUGCAUAUUGUUGUCAUUAUCUUUUCUGUUACAAUAAAAAUUAUAUU
This is a messenger RNA of Pseudophryne corroboree (corroboree frog), 1608 nucleotides long. Its product is annotated as C-X-C chemokine receptor type 2-like. Gene Ontology annotation, molecular function: C-C chemokine binding; C-X-C chemokine receptor activity; C-C chemokine receptor activity. Bases 12 to 1067 code for a protein of 351 amino acids. The record is from RefSeq and is a predicted model, not a curated record. NCBI's taxonomy places the organism in Eukaryota, Metazoa, Chordata, Amphibia, Anura, Myobatrachidae. Gene Ontology annotation, biological process: immune response; neutrophil chemotaxis; G protein-coupled receptor signaling pathway. The transcript has a single exon. Gene Ontology annotation, cellular component: external side of plasma membrane; membrane.